CUCAAUAAAAUUAUCGAACAAACCCAAAUGCUCUCUCUUACCGAUACGGUUUUCAGUUGCAGAGCCUGCCCACCCCGUUUCUCUACCAUAAAACCUCCACUUUCUCCGGUUGCUUCACAUAAUUUCUCUCUCCCCCCCUCUUUAUCUCUCUUUCUGUAGCUGGACCGUGAUAUUGUCUACAGAUUCGAAUUCCGGUCCACGAAUUUGGGAGAAUGACCUCUAUUACUUCCGCCGAGUUGAAUUACCUCGUUUUCCGAUACCUUCAAGAGUCAGGUUUUACACAUUCAGCUUUCGCUUUAGGAUAUGAAGCAGGUAUUAACAAAUGUACCAUUGAUGGCAAUAUGGUUCCACCUGGUGCUCUUAUUACAUUUGUGCAAAAGGGAAUUCAGUAUUUGGAGAUGGAAGCAAAUUUGACUUGCCAGAGUGAUGCAGAUGUUGAUGAAGAUUUCUCAUUCUUGCAACCUUUGGAUCUUAUAACAAAAGAUGUAUAUGAAUUGCGGCAGAUGAUAAAAGAUAAGAAAAAAAAUCUGCACAAAGACAGAGAUAAAGAUAAAGAUAAAGAUAAAGAUAAAGAUAAGGAGUGUGACAAGGAGUGUGACAAGGAGCAUGAAAGAGAACGUGCUCGAGUAAGAGAGAAGGAAAGGCAUGAAAGGGAGAAGGAAAGUGAAAAGGAUAGAGAGAGGGUGGAAAAGGAAAAAGAGCGAGAAAAGCAGCAUGAGGAUAAUACUGAUAGAGAAAUGGUUGCUGAUCAAGUAGAUAAGAAUAAUGCCAAGCAUGAAGAAAAUGGAAAUUUUGGAGGACCAGAACCAAUGGAUGUCUCUACAACAUCAACAUCUCAGGCAUGCGAGAUCCCCGGUUCAGAUGUGAUGAUUUUGGAGGGACAUACAUCUGAGGUUUGUGCCUGUGCAUGGAGUCCAACAGGAUCACUUCUUGCAUCUGGGUCUGGAGAUUCCACAGCACGUAUUUGGUCCAUAGCGGAGGGGACGUCUAAAUCAGGCAUGCAGAAUGGUCCAUUAAAUGUAUUGGUACUGAAACACGUAAAGGGAAGAACAAAUGAGAAGAGCAAAGAUGUUACAACACUAGAUUGGAAUGGUGAGGGGACCUUACUUGCAACAGGCUCAUAUGAUGGGCAAGCAAGAAUCUGGAACACAAAUGGUGAACUAAAGACUACACUGAGUAAGCACAAAGGGCCCAUAUUUUCUCUGAAGUGGAACAAAAAGGGGGAUUUUCUUCUUACUGGAAGCUGUGACAAAGCUGCAAUAGUAUGGGAUGUGAAAACUGAGGAGUGGAGACAACAGUUUGAAUUUCAUUCAGGUCCUAUACUUGAUGUUGACUGGCGUAAUAAUAUUUCAUUUGCAACAAGCUCCACAGACAAUAUGAUAUAUGUUUGCAAAGUUGGAGAUCCCCGCCCUGUUAAAACUUUUGCUGGGCAUCAGGGUGAGGUUAAUUGUGUCAAGUGGGAUCCAACAGGCUCAUUACUGGCUUCAUGCUCUGACGAUAUCAGUGCCAAGAUAUGGAAUAUGAAGCAGGACAAGUAUGUCCAUGAUUUAAGGGAACAUUCUAAGGAGAUUUACACCAUUAGAUGGAGCCCCACUGGACCUGGUACAAACAAUCCUAACCAGCAAUUAGUGCUGGCAAGUGCAUCAUUUGACUCAACUGUGAAGUUGUGGGAUGUGGAACAUGGGAAACUUAUCUGCAGUUUGAAUGGACACAGGGAUCCUGUGUACUCGGUUGCAUUUAGCCCAAAUGGAGAGUAUCUGGCAAGUGGAUCUCUUGAUAGAUGUAUCAACAUAUGGUCUUUGAAGGAAGUUAAAAUUGUGAAAACAUACAGUGGCAAUGGGGGAAUAUUUGAGGUUUGUUGGAACAAGGAAGGUGAUAAAAUUGCAGCCUGUUUUGCCAACAACACAGUGUGCGUUUUAGACUUGAGAAUGUAGGGUACUCAGGAGGGCAUCAAUUAUCUGAGGAUUGUCCUCAAAGAUUGCGGGCAUUCUGUUUUGUUGGUCAUAGUUUCUGUCACCGUUUUUCUUUGAUGCAGAGGGCAAGUGUACCGUAGAUUUGAUAGUUUUUGUUAGCAUUACGUAGGUGUAGGCGUUGUUACUAAUUCUAAUAUCUGCAUUUAAAUUGAAAACGAAAUGCUCACUCAAUCAUCAGCCAGGAAUCUGCUUUGUAUUAUAUGGAUCAGUGACAAAUUAUGUACAUAAUUAUUCUCAUUGAAUUCGUUACUUAUGAUCUUUUAAUUCA
Molecule: messenger RNA, 2241 nt
Organism: Jatropha curcas
Lineage: Eukaryota; Viridiplantae; Streptophyta; Magnoliopsida; Malpighiales; Euphorbiaceae
Gene: HOS15
Product: WD-40 repeat family protein
Biological process (GO): regulation of transcription by RNA polymerase II
Cellular component (GO): histone deacetylase complex
Molecular function (GO): protein binding; transcription corepressor activity
Source: RefSeq, a predicted model, not a curated record